This is a messenger RNA of Durotheca rogersii, 1147 nucleotides long. Its product is annotated as transcription initiation factor IIA gamma chain. The record is from RefSeq and is a predicted model, not a curated record. NCBI's taxonomy places the organism in Eukaryota, Fungi, Ascomycota, Sordariomycetes, Xylariales, Xylariaceae. Bases 260 to 607 code for a protein of 115 amino acids. The transcript is spliced from 3 exons. Gene Ontology annotation, cellular component: transcription factor TFIIA complex. Gene Ontology annotation, molecular function: TBP-class protein binding; RNA polymerase II general transcription initiation factor activity. Gene Ontology annotation, biological process: transcription initiation at RNA polymerase II promoter; RNA polymerase II preinitiation complex assembly.
UCCGGGCUGUGUUGUCCUGCUUACUACAUAAUCCGCCUGCCUACUAUCCAUCUCAUAACGCAUUCUCGUCCUGCAGUGUGACUUUUCCCAUCUCCAUCUUCGCUCUCCCAAACAUUCCCACCACCUGUUAUCGAUCGCCGACGGCAAACCACGCUCGCUUCCAAGACUGGCAUCCAUCGCUAUCGCUGGCGGCAGGCAGGGAUAGCAGCACUACGGCUCCGACUUUUGCGCCCUAGUUGCAUCGUCGCUCACGCCCACCAUGGCCGCCACCACGCAGAACUUCUACGAGUUGUACCGACGAAGCAGCGUCGGCGCCGCUCUGACCGACACCCUCGAUGACCUCAUCACCGACCACCAGAUCGACCCCCAGCUCGCCAUGAAGGUCCUCGCCAACUUCGACCGCGCCAUCACCGAGGUCCUCCAGGAGAAGGUCAAGGCGCGCCUCUCUUUCAAGGGAAGCCUAGACACCUACCGGUUCUGCGACGAAGUCUGGACCUUCCAGCUGAAGAACGUGAUCUUCAAGAUGGACAACAAUAGCCAAGCCGUAUCGGCCGAUAAGGUUAAGAUAGUCUCGUGCACGGCGAAGCCGACCGGCAACGGCCCGUGAGCGCGCUGCCACUUGCCUUCCUUCGAGCGAGGCUCCCCCAGAGCCGCCUUUCCAAGUCUACAGAUGCCAGUCCUGACGCUGCGACGGCAUUGAUUUACCCGAUACCCUGUCUUAUUCGUGCUUACGCCGUUACCUACCGCCCGGACACGCCGCUCGGGUGUUGGCGUGGGUAGUCAGUGCUACGCGUCUCCGUUCGUCGCGCCGGUGCAGGGGCUCUGCAUGGCACGAGAGCAAAACUGAGGCUCGGAACGCGACAUUCCUCGAGGAGCUAUGACGAGGCAGGCUUGUUAUGCAUAAUACGGCGCGAUGCGUUACGCGGGGCUAGUAGCUUUUUACGUGUUUUUACGCAAGGAAGCGAGAGGGUGGGAUUGGCAGGAUAGUCGUAGAGGGAAAGAUUGCCAUCGCUUUAACAAUGAGCCGAAUAUGCGUCAGGCUCGUGGGUUUUCCUUUUUUCUUACUGCGGUUCAUAGGCAGUACGUAACGGCCAUCCGACACUGGAUAGAAUUGGAACUUAGAUAAAUCGAUUUUAUUUAUCUCCCA